AUGAUUUACUUGAUUACAUAUUCUGUUGUCUUGAUCCUCGGUGUCACCCUUAACUUCAUCGUCAUUAUCAUCAGCUGCCUGAAAAACAAGAAAUCGCCAUCAGUUUCCUCUUGGAUUAAGGCGUUGGCUUUAACACACUUAGUCUCCAGUGCAUUUAUUGUUUAUCAGCUCCUGUAUGCUUACAAUAACUUUGAUUGGAAUUAUGGAAACGCAAGCUGCAAGCUGUCAUCCUAUAUCACCUAUGGCAGUAUGUUCUCCACAGCAGCCAUGCUGAGUCUCUGGAGCAUUAGUUCUGCUAUUUUAAAAAUUGACUGCUUGAAUCUUUGCAAGAACUGUAACAUUAUUCUGAUUUCAUUAUCCUGGGCUAUUGCAACAAUCUUGGCAUGUCCUUCACUGUAUUCCAGAGAGGUCCGAUCUUCUCAGUGCAUUGAUGAUUAUGACACGGACGAAUUGAAAACUACUCAAGAGGGCAUUGCCAGGCUGAAGGCAGUCGUUAUCAUGAGAUUUCUCAUUGGGCUUCUUGCGCCAGCUUUGGUAAUGUUUCUCAGCUGUUUGACAUCAGCUCAUAGAAAAUGUAAAGACUGCAAGGAGCAGGCACAGAUCAUCUGUGCUAUAAAAAUUGCCUUUUUUGUGUUCUGGGGCCCUCAGAUCUUCUUAACCAUGCUACAAGCCACUGUUACCAACAGCCUGGAUCCAAUUAUGUUGAAAUAUGGACUUCCAGUAGCUACUGCACUAGCCACAGCCCACUCUUUAAUCAGCCCGGUCAUCUAUUUGUUAUUCGGAUUUAGUUUUAAAAUGAAGUGGAUGGAACAUGACUCAGAUCAGUGCGAAACUGUGCUUGAUCGAGGGAGACCACUGUUGCCUUGCACCAAUAGCCCCAAAUAAGCCAGGAGGACUGUCUGUGUGGAGUUUCUCAGAGGUGAAUUGGAGACACAAACUUGUCUGUGUAGUGAAUGAGAAAAAGUGUUCUCCUGUGAUGGAAUGGUCAUCUAGCAGUGUUUUCUCCACCCUUGGACCAAAAUCCCUGCGACCCUACUGAGGAUAAGCAGUUUGAAGAAUGGAUGGCUGACUUUCUGUUGUAGCAAUUCUAAAAUACAUCAGCAAGGACUGUUAAAUAUACACCAUGUCCACAAAAUGCAUGCCAGCUAUUUCUCAAUUCAAGUGAAA
Molecule: messenger RNA, 1167 nt
Organism: Carassius auratus (goldfish)
Lineage: Eukaryota; Metazoa; Chordata; Actinopteri; Cypriniformes; Cyprinidae
Product: chemokine-like receptor 1
Exons: 1
Coding region: 1-885 (294 amino acids)
Biological process (GO): complement receptor mediated signaling pathway; phospholipase C-activating G protein-coupled receptor signaling pathway; inflammatory response
Cellular component (GO): plasma membrane
Molecular function (GO): complement receptor activity; G protein-coupled receptor activity
Source: RefSeq, a predicted model, not a curated record